Molecule: messenger RNA, 2350 nt
Organism: Triticum aestivum (bread wheat)
Lineage: Eukaryota; Viridiplantae; Streptophyta; Magnoliopsida; Poales; Poaceae
Exons: 8
Coding region: 553-2169 (538 amino acids)
Cellular component (GO): plasma membrane; plasmodesma
Source: RefSeq, a predicted model, not a curated record
ACUAGUAGCUGGACAUGUCUACGCCUGUGCAAACAUCCAAAGAUCAAACGCAAUUGCCUCUGGAGCAGUAUCCGGGAAAAAUGCCAAACCCAGCAUGAAAAGUGAUUAUUGCUCAUCAUCAAUUUUUAUUCUUCUGGAAGAGGCCCUAGCAGUUAAUAUCGGCACUAAAUUCUCAUUCUCGCCAGCUGUGACCCCCCGCACUCGCACUGAGAUUCGCGAAUUGGUUGGUUGGAUGAACCCAACAGCAGAGUAAAUAAAUGAACCGGAAAGAAAUAGCGUACGCGGCUGCUCAAGAACUGCGAACUUUUUCCUGCGAGAAGCGACGCGACGUCACACCCACGAGUUCGUCGCUCGGCGUCGUCACGAUCUUCUUCUUCCACGACCCCCCCUGUUCGUGUUCGCACAACCAGCAGAUAGAUCUUCCGAUCUCCAAGCGCACAACCAGCAGAAGGAUAGAUAUUCCUGCGGAUAUCGCGGCGGAAGUCCCGGCCGUUUCAAAUUUGGUUGGGAGAGCGACGCGGCAUUGACCCGCCGUUCCGAUCGCCGCGUGCCAUGAUCAUGGCGUCUCGCGCAGCUCCUCUCGUCCUGCUCCUCUUCUUCGUGGCCGCGUCCAUGUUCGCCGUCGAUGCGUCAGCGGCGGUGGCGGCGGCGCCCGGCGUGAACUCGCCGUUCGUGCUCGCGGCGGCGCGGACGCAGCGGAAGGACCCGCUCGACGGGCUGAGGUACUACACCGGCGGCUGGAACAUCAGCAGCGAGCACUACUGGGCCUCGGUGGGCUUCAGCGCGGCGCCGGUCUUCGCGGCGGCCGGAGUCUGGUUCGCCGUGUUCGGCGCCGCCCUGUUCCUCGCCGGGUGCUGCUACUGCUGCUGCCCCAGCCGCAGCACCUCCUACUCCCGCGCGGCCCUGGUCGUCUCGCUCCUGCUCCUCCUCGCCUUCACGGCCGCCGCCGCCAUCGGGUGCGCCAUCCUGUACGACGGGCAGGGCCGGUUCCACGGCAGCACGGCGGCGACGGUGGACUACGUGGUCAAGCAGUCGGGCGACACGGUGGACAACCUGCGGGCCUUCUCGGGGUUCCUGGAGGCGGCGAAGGCGGCCGGCGUGGGGCCCGUCUCGCUGCCCGACGACCUCAAGGGGAGGAUCGACGGCGUCGUGCGCAGGGUGAGCUCCGCCUCCGACGAGCUCGCCGCCCGCACCGCCAGCAACUCCGCCAAGAUCCGAGACGCGCUGGACACAAUAAGGAAGAUCCUCAUCGUUCUUGCAGCCGGGAUGCUAAUCCUCGCCUUCGCUGGCCUUGUGUUCUCGGCGUGUGGAUUGGAGUCGCUGGUCUACGUGUUGGUGUUCCUCGGGUGGAUUCUGGUUGCGGCAACGUUCGUGAUGUGCGGCACGUUCCUCCUCCUGCACAACGUGGUGGGGGACACGUGCGUGGCGAUGGGCGAGUGGGUGCGGCGCCCGCAGGAGCACACGGCGCUGGACGACAUCCUGCCGUGCGUCGACACGGCGGCCGCCACGGAGGCGCUCGGCCGGAGCAAGGAGGUGAACUACCGCCUCGUGGACGUGCUCAACGGCGUCAUCUCCAACGUGACCAACCGCGACUUCCCGCCGCAGGCGCCGCUCUCGCCGCCGCUCUACUACAACCAGUCGGGGCCGCCCGUUCCGCCGCUCUGCAACCCCUACACGCCGGACCUCCGCGACCGCGCCUGCGCGCCCGGCGAGGUCGCCGGCCCGGACGCCGCGCGGCAGGCGUGGGGCGGCAGCGUGUGCCGGACGGCGGACGCUGGCGGGUCGGGGGUGUGCGCCACCGCCGGGCGGUUGACGCCGUCCAUGUACGCGCAGAUGGUCGGCGCCGCCAACGUGAGCUACGGGCUGUCCCGGUACGGGCCGGUGCUUGUGGACCUGGCCGACUGCGCGUUCGUGCGCCGCGCGUUCCAGGCCGUCGGCGAGGACCACUGCCCCGGGCUGCGGAGGUACAGCGAGCAGGUGUACCGGGGCCUGCUGGCCGUCGCGGCCGCCGGGCUGCUCUUGGUGCUGCUGUGGGUGGUGCACUCGAGGGAGAGGCGGAAGAGGAGCGACGCCAGGGAGGUGGAGCUCAUGGCGCCGCCGCCGCCCUUCAGGUACCCGCUGGAGGAGAAGGCGCUGCUGCACAGCCCGAGAAGAAGGCCGUACAUGUGAUGUGAGCGUGCCGGUUUGUUAGGCAGAUAUCAUGCUUGCUAGUCUCCAACCGGCAGGGGCUUCCUGCAGGGUUGCAUUGUGCUUUGUAGCCUACUGCCAGAUUGCAUUAACAGUCUUGAAUAUGAUAGCGAGGCACUAAUUCGAACUUAAACCGUGAAAUGGAUCGGUCACCUGCAGAUUU